CGGCAAAUUAAAUAGCCCCGACAUAACUGUAUGAAUCCGGUAACGGUCCGUACAUGAAUUGAAAAAAGUCAAGCCCCAAAUCAUUAAAUAUGAGGAUUGUGCUUGCCGAUAUUUGUUGGUAAUAAAGUUGUGUAUUGAGACAGUAAUAGACACAAGCUUAUAAUUGAUCAGCUGUUCAGUUAGCAGUGACAAUGCCUAUUGAUAAUGUGAAUAAAAGUAAGAGUAAAGGACCAGGACAAACUGCACGACAACAUAGUACGGGAAUGGCGGGACGUUACGAUUCUGACACUGAUAAUCCACUGCCUGUAGCAUUUAGGUCAAGAUUACAUCACUUGUUUUCACAGAUUGAAAAAGAAUUUGAGACAGUUUAUGCAGAAAAUCUUCUUUUACAGGACAAGGUGGAAGGUCUUCAGGAGAGAUUAGAUGCUUACAUUGCUGGAGAUAAAAGUGGAGUAGAGAACCUUGAGAUACCUGAUGGUGCUGCCAAGGCUAAAAGAUCGGCCAGUCAUAUAUCACAGAAGAUAAAGAAGUCUUAUAUAGCAUCCACCAGUAAACUAGUGUCCAGUUUUAGACAGGCCACACCAGCAUAUUCUGUUGUGAAAGAUUUUCAUGGACACAAAGAUGGAGUGUGGGAGGUGAAUGUAUCAAAGUUAGACAAUAAUAUUAUUGGAACAGCUUCAGCAGAUCAUACUGCUAGAAUAUGGAACAUAGAAACUGGUCAUUGUUUGCUACAGUAUGCCGGACAUCAAGGAUCUGUGAAUGCAAUCCGGUUUAAUCCAGUAAAAGAUUUAGUUGUAACAACAUCUGGUGCAGGGUUUGCACAUAUCUGGUCUCCCCAAGUGAAUUUACCACCUCAUGAAAUCAUUAGAUCACAUUCAUCAGGAGAAGAUGACCUUGAUAUGUCCGAGAAAGAAGACAUGGCUGAAGACUUACCUGAACAAACAGUCAACAACACACUCCGAACUCCAACCAGAGAACUGGUAGGUCAUCACAGUGUGGUUAUAGCAGCUGAUUGGCUGAAUACUGGAGAUCAGGUGAUCACAGCAUCAUGGGAUAGAACAGCCAUUUUGUUUGAUGCAGAAACAGGAGAAAAUAUUUCCAUUCUCACAGGUCAUGAUCAAGAACUAACAGAAGUCAGAGCACACCCUGCACAAAGUUUAGUUGUGACCUCUUCAAAAGAUACAACUUUCAGACUUUGGGAUUUCCGUGACCCUAACAUGCCAGUGACUGUAUUCCAAGGGCAUACACAGCCAGUAACAACAGCUGUGUUUGCUGGACAGGAGAAGGUUGUAUCUGGUAGUGAUGAUAGAACAGUUAAAGUAUGGGACCUUAAGAACAUGAGAUCACCAGUAGCAACUAUAAGAACUGAUUCAUCUGUUAACAGACUUUGUGUGUCUCAACAAAACAUAAUUGCCAUACCCCAUGACAACAGACACAUACGUUUGUUUGAUAUCAAUGGUAACAGAAUAGGACGUCUGCCUCGAAGUAACAGAACUGGUCACAGUAAAAUGGUAUGUAGUGUUGCAUGGGCAGACGACAACACCGUCUGUAAUCUAUUGUCCUGCGGGUUUGAUCGCAAAGUGCUAGGCUGGCAUAUAAACUUACAAGUGAAGGAAUAGUUGAAUACAUGUCUGUGUUUACAGAAUAGUGACAUCUCUUCUUACAAUAUAACUUACAGAGUGAACAUUUCAAAGUAAAAGUCCAACAAAAGUAAACAGUGAAGAUCUUAAUUUAUUUAUUUAUUUAUUCAUAAAAUGAUUUCAAUUAGUUAUGAAAUGUUGUCUGAACUCUAUACUAACAUGAACCAUGUUGAGAUUAUACAAUCGAACAUUCUGUUUGCAAGAGAUAAAUUUUACAAAGCUUACAGCUUGUAUUGUACAAAAAGUUAAGAAAUUAACUAUUUAAAUGUGAUGGUGGCAGCUCUGCUUGGGUUUCAACCGUUCUAGGUGGAGAUGUAUCUAGCACAGAAUGCAAUGCCUGGAAAAAUCUAGACAGCAGAAAAAACUAUGCUGAACAUUGACUAAGAAGAGGAAACUCAUCAGUUAUUGUACCAUUUUCAAUAUGAUUGAUUAUCAACAAAUCUCAAUGUUCAAUGCUUGCAAUCGUUUCUUUGACAUGUUAUUAUUUAUUUAGCUGUUUUUAUUUAAGACUAUAUUUACUUUGUGUACGUUCUCAACUCUGAUAUAAUUAUGAAAGAAUCUUAAUAUCAUUUUGUUACAUAUUUGUAAUACGUAAUGUUUGGACACCUAUUGUCAAGGGGAAGUGGGGUAUUUAUUUCUUUAGGUGAUAUUUCAGUUUGUUUUACUGUCUUUUUUACAACAUGAAAACUUUUCAAAUCUGGUAAUACACAGAAGCACAUGGUAUCUUAUUUCAGUUCCUAUUCAUCAGUCAUAUGUAAAUAAUGUUAACCUUUGAUUAUUUUACCCUAAUUAAUCAAGUGAAAGGAAAAUAUACAUUUUUUAAAAAUUAAAAUUCAGAUUACUAUAAAAUAUAACAUGUCCCAUUUUUUCAAGCUCAAAGUAGAAUAUAUGGUUCCAUAGAAUAAUUAUGUUUCAUUUUUACAAUAACGCAAAGACUGUGUAGUAUUUAUAGGUAUUUUUGAAAUAUUAAAUUUAAGCAUAAUAUAUCUUUAAUGAUUUUAAGGGGUUAUCAGAAAAUAGAAAGGUGACCUGCAAUGUAUUAAUUACCGUAAUUAUCUGAGAUAAUCAAUACUUGUAAAGUGCCAUAUACCAAUAAAUGGUAAAGUUUCAAUAAUUUUUUAUAAACAAUAAAUACGGGAUUGUACUGUUACUUCAAUUUGGUAUUUAGAUGUUUAAUUUGGGAGGUAUUUGUUUUACUGUUAAGUGUAUCAAAUGCUUUUGCCUUGUAUAGCUAAUUCUCUCCUGUCUCUAAUAGUGAGCAAUUUCUAAUAUAUGCCUAAUAUAGCUUGUAAUUUGUUAUUACUUACAUAAUUAACUUUAUUGAUAAGCAAAUUGAAGUCUACACUAUUUUGACAUGUUAUUUCCUGAAUGAAACAACUUGUAUGAUUAUUUUACUGUCAGCUGGGGGAAAACGUAGCCAACAUUGACAAGUAAAGUAGUUAUAUUACUCAGCUAGUCAUCUAGAAAGUCUGUUUGUUGAUGUUGAUCAUAGUGACAUAGACAUUGAUGAUUUGAUUCACGAAACUUAUAAUGACAUCACUUCACUAGUACCUUCUCUCUGUUAAAUUUAGUUGUGAUUGAAACCAAAUGAAAUAAACUACUUUUAGAUUCCAGAAUUAAAUUAGAAGAUAGACGUAUAUGAGAUGAACUUGCAGACUGAUAAAAUUGAAACAAAACAUUGUAAAAAGUCCAUUGUUAUAGGUUUUAUUUUUGUAAUCAAAUCAAUAGGGUAGUUGACAGUGUUCAUUUUGCUCAUCAAUAGAAUUGGGAAGAAAUAACCAAGAGUUAACUAAAAUAUGGUGACUUACAUUAAGCCAGCCAGUUGCGUGAGCAACGAUUCUUUGUGCAAUAUCACAUUAUUUAUUGUAUAUUUACUAAUCUCUAGUUUUCAGCUUGACUAUUUGAAGAAUAGAGUUCACUCUUUGGGUAAGUUUUUGUGUGAAAGUUGAUAUCUUCAAUAUCACUGAAAGUGAUGGGUUGAAACCUCACACAAAUAGCAUAAUAGAAUGUUACUGUCCAAGGCACGUAACUCUUACAUGAAUUAUAGACUGUUUUGAACUUGGAAAAUUUUACAUUAUCCAGGCUCUUAUUUUACUAUCAAGUACUGAGAAUAGUCGAGCAUGUUGUCCUACCGAAAGCUCUUUUUUUUCUUUUGUUGUUAAUAUUUAUACUGUUGAAAAUGUUCAAUUCUUUUCAAUCUCGAUAAAA
Messenger RNA from Ruditapes philippinarum (Manila clam), 3848 nucleotides. Its product is annotated as WD repeat-containing protein 37-like. The transcript is spliced from 12 exons. The record is from RefSeq and is a predicted model, not a curated record. Gene Ontology annotation, cellular component: preribosome, large subunit precursor. The coding region runs from base 192 to 1619 and encodes 475 amino acids. Gene Ontology annotation, molecular function: protein binding. NCBI's taxonomy places the organism in Eukaryota, Metazoa, Mollusca, Bivalvia, Venerida, Veneridae.